Aspergillus alliaceus is the source of this 405-nucleotide messenger RNA. Its product is annotated as RNA recognition motif domain-containing protein. The transcript is spliced from 5 exons. The record is from RefSeq and is a predicted model, not a curated record. Gene Ontology annotation, molecular function: RNA binding. The coding region runs from base 1 to 405 and encodes 134 amino acids. NCBI's taxonomy places the organism in Eukaryota, Fungi, Ascomycota, Eurotiomycetes, Eurotiales, Aspergillaceae.
AUGUCUAAACUAUUCAUUGGCGGCCUGGCAUGGCACACCACCGACCAGACUCUUAGUGAUGGUUUCUCCAAGUAUGGCACGGUCGAGGAAGCUGUCGUCGUCAAAGACCAUGACACCCACCGCAGUCGCGGAUUCGGAUUCGUCCGCUUCAGCACGGAUGAUGAAGCGAAUGCCGCGAUGGAUGCCAUGAACAACCAAGAAUUUGACGGCCGUACUAUCCGCGUCGACAAGGCCUCUGAGCGGUCUGCUCCUCGCAACAAUGGCGGCGGCUACCAUGGCCGUGGCGGAUACAACCAGCGCGAAGGAAACGGAUAUAGUAAUGGGGGCGGUUACCGUGGAAGAAAUGAAGGUGGAGCGUACGGUGGCGGUGGUAAGCGAUCCAUUUUCCCUGUCCCCUUUCUCUAA